Messenger RNA from Balaenoptera musculus (blue whale), 1953 nucleotides. It is a transcript of the gene ACKR4, whose product is annotated as atypical chemokine receptor 4. Bases 415 to 1467 code for a protein of 350 amino acids. Gene Ontology annotation, molecular function: scavenger receptor activity; chemokine receptor activity; chemokine binding. The transcript has 2 exons. Gene Ontology annotation, biological process: G protein-coupled receptor signaling pathway; chemotaxis; immune response. Gene Ontology annotation, cellular component: membrane. Lineage: Eukaryota; Metazoa; Chordata; Mammalia; Artiodactyla; Balaenopteridae. The record is from RefSeq and is a predicted model, not a curated record.
AUUUUAGAGAGUAUUUGUCUAGAUGCUACCUACAAGUAAAUACUUGUUAGCUGCCCUGAGGCGCUCUGGUGAAUUCUUUUGGUUUGGCAGUCAGUACCUCAGCUGCAGGCACGUUCCUGUUCCCUUUGGCUAAGUGGAAACUUCGAAAGGUCUGUAGUUUUUGAAACGAGAUUGAAUUCCUUCAAGUUUGUAACCUAGGACACUUAAGAACUUGGAUUUGAGUUCACAGGAUGGUUAUACAUAAAAUAAAAGAUCAAGUGCUCACAAGGUUAAAUUUCCCGAAAGCCUUACUGGAUGUAAGACAAAGGCGGGGUAUAAAACGAAAAUAAAAGUAUGCUGAGUUAGAGAGGUCAUUCUAUCUUACUCUCUGCACUCAAGACUGCUCCUGUCUGCCGACAGAAACAGAUUGGAGCCAUGGCUUUGGAACACAACCAGUCAACAGAUUACUAUUAUGAGGAAAAUGAAAUGAAUGACACUCAUGACUAUAGUCAGUAUGAAGUGAUCUGUAUAAAAGAAGAGGUCAGAAAAUUUGCAAAAGUUUUCCUGCCUGCCUUCUUCACAAUAGCUUUCAUCAUUGGACUUGCAGGCAAUUCCAUAAUAGUGGCGAUUUAUGCCCAUUACAAAAAGCGGCGAACCAAAACAGAUGUGUACAUCCUGAAUUUGGCAGUGGCAGAUUUACUCCUUCUAUUCACUCUGCCUUUUUGGGCAGUUAAUGCAGUUCAUGGGUGGGUUUUAGGGAAAAUCAUGUGCAAAGUCACUUCAGCCUUGUACACAGUCAACUUUGUCUCUGGAAUGCAGUUUCUGGCUUGUAUCAGCAUAGACAGAUAUUGGGCAGUAACUAAAGCCCCCAGUCAAUUGGGAGUGCAAAAACAAUGCCGGCUCAUCUGUUUCUGUGUCUGGAUGGCUGCCAUCUUGCUGAGUAUACCUCAGCUGGUUUUUUAUACAGUAAAUCACAAGGCUAGGUGCAUUCCCAUCUUUCCACACCACCUAGGAACAUCAAUGAAAGCAUCAAUUCAAAUGCUGGAAAUCUGCGUUGGAUUUGUAAUACCCUUUCUUAUUAUGGCAGUGUGCUACUUCAUCACGGCAAAGACACUCAUCAAGAUGCCAAACAUUACAAAAUCUCGGCCCCUCAAAGUUCUGCUCACAGUGGUCAUAGUUUUCCUUGUCACUCAGCUGCCUUAUAACAUUGUCAAGUUUUGCCAAGCCAUAGAUGUCAUCUACUCCCUGAUCACCAACUGCGACAUGAGCAAACGUAUGGAUGUUGCCAUCCAAAUCACAGAGAGCAUUGCACUCUUUCACAGCUGCCUCAACCCGGUCCUGUAUGUUUUUAUGGGAAACUCUUUUAAAAACUACAUCAUGAAAGUUGCCAAGAAAUAUGGGUCCUGGAGAAGACAAAGACAAAAUGUGGAGGAGAUUCCUUUCGAUUCUGAAGAUGUUACAGAGCCAACCAGUACUUUCAGCAUUUAAAUAUAAAACUGCUCUGUCUCUUGCUUCGAUACACAUGAAUGAGGCUUCUCCCUCAGAUAAAACAUCUGCAUUUUUCUGAAAUUCAAAUCUCAAACACUGUGGUGGCAACUUAUAACAAAGAAGAGGUUAGAGUGGGGAAGGGGAGUGGGGUAGAAGCCAAGAAAAAGAGGAAACAAAAAGUAAAUGCAUAAAACAUGGAAAUUAAAAUUAACAAUAUAGGAAAAUAGUAGUAACAGUCAUACAUAAGAAAAACACUAUAAUUUAGGUCAUCUAAAACAGAUUAUUAAAGAAAUUUAAAUUAAGGGGCAUUUAUAAUUAUUUUAAAUUAUCUAAAUUUUAAUAUAAGAACAAUUUCCCUGCAUAAUUUUAGUACUUGAAUAGCUAUACAGCAAAAUUUAAUGUCUUUUUCUUUUUCUUGUUUCUUAAUUUGUAAGAGAUUUCAUAAAACUCCAGAAAAAAUAACAAUUGGCAAUCAAAAAACAAAAA